Molecule: messenger RNA, 2551 nt
Organism: Neocloeon triangulifer
Lineage: Eukaryota; Metazoa; Arthropoda; Insecta; Ephemeroptera; Baetidae
Gene: Hsc70-3
Product: endoplasmic reticulum chaperone BiP
Exons: 4
Coding region: 186-2159 (657 amino acids)
Biological process (GO): endoplasmic reticulum unfolded protein response; cellular response to unfolded protein; protein refolding
Cellular component (GO): endoplasmic reticulum chaperone complex; endoplasmic reticulum lumen; nucleus
Molecular function (GO): heat shock protein binding; ATP hydrolysis activity; ATP binding
Source: RefSeq, a predicted model, not a curated record
CGCGACACGCUGGGAUAUUGGGUUCAUAAACCCGGUCUUUGAGUACCAGACCAGUUGUGAGUCGUGUCAUUUAUUUGAAGCAAGCACAAGAAGAACGAGUGAGUUGACAGAUUUUCAAGUGAAUUGCGAAGCAAGUACUGCCGACAGAGAUUUUUCAAUCUUCAACUGCGGUUUAAGGAGUCGAAAUGAGACUGCUCCUUCUCCUUAACACAUUCUGCCUUCUGGCAGCCGUCGCCUUCGCCUCGAAGGACGACAAAAACAAGGACAUUGGAACUGUUAUUGGCAUUGAUUUGGGAACCACUUACUCUUGUGUUGGCGUGUACAAGAAUGGUCGAGUGGAAAUCAUUGCUAACGACCAAGGUAACCGCAUCACUCCCAGCUACGUGGCCUUCACUGCCGACGGCGAACGCCUUAUUGGUGACGCCGCAAAGAACCAGCUGACCACCAACCCUGAGAACACCGUUUUCGACGCCAAGCGUCUCAUCGGUAGAGAGUUUACCGACGCCACUGUCCAGUCUGAUAUGAAGCACUUCCCGUUCAAGUUGAUCGAGAAGAACAGCAAGCCUCACAUCCAGGUUGACACCUCUCAGGGCAACAAGGUCUUUGCUCCCGAAGAAAUCUCCGCCAUGGUCUUGGUCAAGAUGAAGGAAACUGCCGAAGCCUAUCUUGGCAAGAAGGUCACCCACGCUGUUGUCACUGUGCCCGCUUACUUCAACGAUGCCCAGCGUCAGGCUACCAAGGACGCUGGCACCAUUGCCGGUCUCCAAGUCAUGAGAAUCAUUAACGAGCCGACUGCUGCUGCCAUUGCCUACGGUUUGGACAAGAAGGAAGGCGAGAAGAACGUUCUAGUCUUUGAUUUGGGUGGUGGUACUUUUGACGUGUCCCUGCUCACCAUCGACAAUGGCGUCUUCGAAGUCGUUGCCACCAACGGUGACACUCACUUGGGAGGUGAAGAUUUCGAUCAGCGCGUCAUGGACCACUUCAUCAAGCUGUACAAAAAGAAAAAGGGCAAGGACAUCCGCAAAGACAACAGGGCAGUCCAGAAGUUGAGGCGCGAGGUUGAGAAGGCAAAGAGAGGUCUGUCCUCCGCCCACCAGGUCAAGAUCGAGAUUGAAAGCUUCUUUGAGGGAGACGACUUUUCUGAAACUCUCACCAGGGCCAAGUUCGAGGAACUGAACAUGGAUCUCUUCCGUUCCACCAUGAAGCCAGUGCAGAAGGUCUUGGAAGACGCUGACAUGAACAAGAAGGACAUUGAUGAAAUUGUUUUGGUCGGAGGCUCCACUCGUAUCCCCAAGAUCCAGCAGCUUGUUAAGGAGUUCUUCAACGGAAAGGAGCCUAGCCGAGGCAUCAACCCCGACGAGGCCGUUGCUUACGGUGCUGCCGUCCAGGCUGGAGUACUGUCCGGCGAACAGGACACUGACGCUAUUGUCCUCCUUGAUGUCAACCCUCUGACUAUGGGUAUUGAAACCGUUGGUGGAGUCAUGACCAAGUUGAUCCCCCGAAACACCGUCAUCCCCACAAAGAAGUCGCAGAUCUUCUCCACUGCCUCUGACAACCAGCACACCGUCACCAUCCAGGUCUACGAAGGUGAACGUCCGAUGACCAAGGACAACCAUCUCCUGGGCAAGUUCGAUCUCACUGGCAUCCCUCCCGCACCUCGAGGUGUUCCCCAAAUUGAGGUGACAUUCGAAAUCGACGCCAACGGCAUUCUGCAGGUGUCUGCGGAGGACAAGGGCACAGGAAACAGGGAAAAGAUUGUCAUCACCAAUGACCAAAACAGAUUGACCCCUGAUGACAUUGACAGAAUGAUCAAGGACGCCGAAAAGUUUGCCGACGAGGACAAGAAGUUGAAGGAGCGCGUCGAGGCGAGAAAUGAGCUCGAAUCCUACGCCUACUCCCUGAAGAACCAGUUGGGCGACAAGGACAAGUUGGGCGCCAAGGUAUCUGAUAGUGACAAGACCAAGAUGGAAGAGGCCAUUGACGAGAAGAUCAAGUGGCUGGAGGAGAACCAGGACGUUGAUUCCGAGGACUACAAGAAGCAAAAGAAGGAGCUCGAGGACGUUGUGCAGCCCAUCAUUGCCAAGCUGUACCAGGGUCAGGGUGGUGCCCCGCCCCCACCUGCGGGCGGCGACGACGACGACAUGAAGGACGAGUUGUAGACUGAUCUUGCUCCCGCCUCAUUGAAAUUCCACACUUUUCAUUUUUGAUCUGAGACUUGCAAAAUUUUGAUCAUCCAUUUUUUGGUUCUCUUGAAUUGGUAUUUACAUUAAACACCAAUUCCAGCGGGCUCCACCUUUUUGUUUGUUAAUUUAUUAUUGAUAUUCCAUCCAGCACAAAGACCCUAACACACACACUUAGAAUAUGUAAUGCCAAUUAUUAUUCCCCUCAGUCUCUCCUCAAACACGACUGCUUUGUGCUAGGUUCACGUGGUCAAAGGCGAAUAUUUGUGUUUAGUUUAAUAAGGGUGUGCUGAAGUCUUUAAAAUGAGUAUGUUGAAUGAUAUGGAGAAUGAAAUCAUUAAUCAAGACACAAUGUUCUGUGGUAACUAAAA